AUGACGGCUAAGUAUUGCCACAAAGCGUCCCCACUCACGGCUAGAGCGAAGGGUGGAAGUAGGAAGAGGCUCCUGAGGGCCCGAAUACUUGCUCACCCACACAUGCGUUGGGUGGUGGGAGAAGGAAAUGUAUCUUUUUGGGAUGACUUAUGGCUUGGAGAUGCUCCUUUGAGGGAACUUAGUAUGGACGAUAGGGGUGGACCUCUUGUGCGCGUCGCGGAUUUCAUUAUGGAAGGGAAGUGGAACGAGGCCAAAUUGAGGCUGAUUCAAGCGCAAGCCGGCUUGACACCUCAAGUGGUGCGAAAGAUCCUUGACACACCUAUCAUUCCGGAUGGACCGGAUGUCCCGAGAUGGAGACUAUCUCGUAAUGGGGAGUUCUCACUCGCCACAACAUGGGAAACUACUCGAACCCAAAGACCUACCAUCCAAGGACUUGAUGACAUUUGGAAAGCGGGCCUUACAUCCUCUAUGGCCAUCUUUAUUUGGAGACACAUAUCUAACCGAAUCCCGGUGGACACUAAGCUCCAGUGGAGGAAAAUGGAGAUGGCAUCUAAAUGCCAAUGCUGUCCACAUCGGCCGGGCAUUGAAUCCCUGCAGCACCUAUUCAUCCAAGGGAGUGGAGCUUCCGCCGUUUGGAGGGAAUUCGACUCAUGGUUCGGGGGUUCUUCACCUCCUCUCCGGAUAAAUGACACCAUCCCUGAUAGGCUUAAAGUUUGGGCGCAAAGAGUUCGGCGGCAAGGCAGGAAGCACCUCGGCAGGGCUAUGCCGUACAUCAUCCUUUGGUUCCUUUGGGCGGAACGCAAUAGGAGUCGCCAUCAAUCGGUAAGGUUUAAGCCAUUUAACGUUGUUUGGCAGGUGCAAACGUUCAUCAGAAAUGGCAUGACAAAUGGGACUUACAAACCGAAGCACUGGAAGGGAGUUCUCCUUAAAGUCAAUAUUCCGAAUCAGGCUGAGCCACGGAGGUCUAGGCCGCUUGCGAUGGCCAUCAAGUGGAACCCACCAGAACAACCAUGGAUCAAACUCAAUACGGAUGGUGCGUACUGUGAGGAUACGGACAAAGCCUGA
Messenger RNA from Salvia splendens (bonfire salvia), 1065 nucleotides. RefSeq lists its product as uncharacterized. The record is from RefSeq and is a predicted model, not a curated record. The transcript has a single exon. NCBI's taxonomy places the organism in Eukaryota, Viridiplantae, Streptophyta, Magnoliopsida, Lamiales, Lamiaceae. The coding region runs from base 1 to 1065 and encodes 354 amino acids.